AGCGCGGGGGCCUGGAGCGACGGAGACCUCGGAGGAGGGGCUUCCUAGGCUGGGCCGGCUUGCAGUGCCACACCCCUUCGGUCCCGGAGAUGGGGAAAACCUGGGCCCCCUCCGCCGGGACCAAGCCCGGAGCACCCCAGCACCCCCGGUACCCCAGGUGAUCUGAGUUGACAGCAAGCAUACUGGAAUUUGUGGCUAUCGAAGUGAUGCACCGUGGCAGUGAACACACUGAGGAAAUGGAUUUGGAUCAACUAGAUCUGAAUCCCAGAAUCAUUGCUGCAAUUAAAAAAGGCAAACUGAGGUCAGUGAAGGAGGUUCUGUGCUACUCCGGACCAGAUCUGCAGAGACUCACCAGUCUGCCUCCCCACGACGUGCAGCACCUGCUCAGAGUGGCCUCCCUACACCUCCAGGGCAGCCAAGUCCUCACAGCACUGCACCUGUUCCAGAAGAGAGAAAGCUUCCCCCAGCAGCACCAGCGCCUGAGCCUGGGCUGCCCCAUCCUGGAUCGGCUCCUGGGCGGUGGCUUGCCCCUGGAGGGCAUCACUGAGCUAGCUGGCCGCAGUUCUGCAGGGAAGACCCAGCUGGCAUUGCAGCUCUGCCUGGCUGUGCAGUUCCCACAACAGUAUGGAGGCCUGGAGGCUGGGGCUGUCUAUAUCUGCACAGAAGACGUCUUCCCCAGCAAGCGGCUAUGGCAGCUCAUUGGGCAACAGCAGCGGAUGCGGACAGACGUGCCUGAGGAGGUGAUCCAGAAGAUCAAGUUCAGCAAUCAGAUCUUCAUAGAGCACGCAGCAGAUGUGGAUGCUUUGUUGGAGUGUGUGAGUAAGAAGGUCCCUGUUCUGCUGUCGAGGGGCAUGGCCCGCCUGGUAGUGGUUGACUCAGUCGCAGCCCCAUUCCGCUGUGAGUUUGACAUAGAGGCCUCAGCCCUCAGGGCCAGGCACCUACAGUCACUGGGGGCCACACUCCAACGGCUGAGCGGCACUUUCCAAAGCCCAGUGCUGUGCAUCAACCAGGUGACAGAGACGGUGGAGGAGCAGGGAUCUAUACUCAGACCAGUGGGGGCCUGGGAUGAACGCCUUUCACCAGCCCUUGGCAUCACCUGGGCCAACCAGCUCCUGAUGAGAGUGAUGGCUGACCGGGUCCAUGAUAGCCACACCACCCUGAGCUUGGCCAGUGGCCCAGCCCGAACUCUACGGGUACUCUUUGCCCCCCACCUGCCCCCCUCUUCCUGCUGCUACACAGUCAAUGAGGAAGGCAUUCGAGGGGUGCCAGGAACCGCCUCCUGCAAACACGGGGGCACCAACGGAUCUGCCUGACCAGGUCAUAAUAAACCCUUAAAGUGCUGCUGUGCCAGCAUGGUGUCCUACCAGCACUUUGGCAGCUGGUGAACAGAUAUCCAGCUGAGGCUCAGCGUCUGCUCCCCCUUCCUGGGGUUCACCCACCCAGCCUGUCGGGCCUCAGCCAUUGGUCCUACAUACUGGCCCUCAGAGGAAGAGCUGACCAGGGGUUGACAGCCCUGAGGGUGACUCCCUGGAAGUCCCAGAAUGACAAGGGGCCGCUGUUGCCCACCCUUGGCUUUCUACCCAGGGCCGAGUCAACAGCUUGUCUGGUAGGGCCUCCUCUCUGGCAAAAUGGUCUAGGACCACCCCAGUGAUACCCUCACUGGGGCCACAGUGAGGUGCCCCCUGCUCCCAACACAUAUCUGCCCAAAACGAGAUGACCCCAGGCUCUGACUUCUGCAGAUCCAGGGAAAGGAGGUGGUACUGGCUGUACCUGGCUGCCACAGGCCAUGCCAACAACUUAGGGCAGGUACAAAGAGCAGCUUUGUGAGUCCUCACCAAGGCCUGUCUGUGCCCAGUCCGGCAGCUCUGGCCUGGCAGAGCGUCCCUCAGGGACACAGCAGGAUGCCUUAGAGGGCCCCAGUAUGCAAAGGCAGCGCCCUUAGUAACACAUCACCCACAACUCCAGGAUCACUACCUCAUCAUGGACUCCUGGCCAACAGCAGUCACCUAGGAAUGUGUGCUCACAGGACAGGGCUGUGAUAACCUUGAACCCACCCCUGUAUCUCCAAGUGCUGCCUGAUAUCACGAGGAAACCAGGCCCUCACCAAAGAGCACUGCUGCUCCAAGUGGUGUGUGCCUUCCUCACACAGGAUAUGUACUGCCAGUGUCCCCACUUGAGGGAAGCAUACGGCUUAUGGUAGAUGCCAUGAUCUUCCCAGGGUGCUGUGCCUGGCAUGGACCCCAAGACUACUAGGGACCCUGUUCUAUACUGUGCUCAUCAGACCAAAGCCACCUCCCCCUCCCCCACCCUUGGCAAUACUGAGGAUGGAACCUAGGACCUUGUACAUACAAGGCAGGUACUCUACCACUGGCAUGAAUGUGGGACAAAUUGUUUAGAAUUCAUUCAUGUAAAACAGGGUGGGAAAACACUUUUAACAGGAAAUAAAACAUUUUUAUAACUAUCAACAAUUCUAAGUUGUUUACUAACUAGGUUGUAUUGAUAAUUAGGCACACUUUGAAGACAUGCUCCCAAAGGCCCACCUCCACCUGCCAGGCAAGGGGCACCUACAGGUCCUCCCCUACCAGUAGUUUACCUAGUAUAUCAACUAAGGUAUCUUUCACCUCACCAUCUUCCAGAAUCAAGAACCAUGAACUCCUCCCAGUGUUGGGAGCUGCUUGUCAGCGCUGGAUUUGCUGAGGCCAGCUGCCCAGCUACACCACCCCUGCCAACCUGCAUUGCAUGAACUGCCACCUUACUGGCCCAGAUCUGUGAUCACAGGCAUGUGCUGCUCGGGAAAUGGGUGCAGCAAACACCAGACCUGUGCCCAGCAUGCUUCUCAGAGCAGGUCUUUGAGGUUGUGACAAAGGAUGUGUGAACUAAGCACAAAUCCCUGGUUUAUGUAUAUUACUGAUUAUUUAAUGUAUGUUACUAUAAACACUGGCUCUCAGGUCAGUGAAAUAGCUGAGGAAAAGGUGCUUGUCAUGUAACCCUGGCAACUUUAAUUCAAUCUCCAGAACCCACACAAAGAUGGAGAGAACCAAUUCCAGUUGUCCGCUGACCUCCACAUGCACAGCUGCACACACAUUAAGAUUAAACACUAACAGACUACAUGAUAUUCCCAGCAGCUUUCCAGAAAACAUGUUGAACCCUUCAGACACUGAACACCUAGAGCCUCCCUGACCAGGAAGCACAGGUGCCUGCUGUGCCCACCACAGGCAGAAAGUCACUGCUGUGUGUGGACACCUGCCCUGCCAGUUGGUGGGAACUCAGACCUGGGUUUGUCCAGAACUAUGAGGAAUAGGUAUGGCUCUCACUUAGCACCCUCUCAUCAUGGAGAGCAUUGAGAAGGGACAAUGGGCUCUUGCUUUCUGAGAAUGUUAAAAUGCAGUGGGUCCUAGCUUGCACAGUGGAGACUUCAAGUUCCACAGAGUCUUCCUCAGCCAGGUGCUCAGCUAGACUGCCAGUCAGCUUGCUCCAGAGUCCCAUCUCUGCCUCUUGCACACUGGAUUACAGGAGGGCCACACACCCACCAGGCUUUUACAUGGGUUGGAGAUCCACAAAUCCCAUUCCUCGCUA
Molecule: messenger RNA, 3576 nt
Organism: Nannospalax galili (Upper Galilee mountains blind mole rat)
Lineage: Eukaryota; Metazoa; Chordata; Mammalia; Rodentia; Spalacidae
Gene: Xrcc3
Product: X-ray repair cross complementing 3
Exons: 8
Coding region: 207-1313 (368 amino acids)
Biological process (GO): double-strand break repair via synthesis-dependent strand annealing; t-circle formation; resolution of mitotic recombination intermediates
Cellular component (GO): replication fork; Rad51C-XRCC3 complex
Molecular function (GO): ATP binding; ATP-dependent DNA damage sensor activity; four-way junction DNA binding
Source: RefSeq, a predicted model, not a curated record